Molecule: messenger RNA, 4069 nt
Organism: Rattus norvegicus (Norway rat)
Lineage: Eukaryota; Metazoa; Chordata; Mammalia; Rodentia; Muridae
Gene: Rsad1
Product: radical S-adenosyl methionine domain containing 1
Biological process (GO): porphyrin-containing compound biosynthetic process
Cellular component (GO): cytoplasm; mitochondrion
Molecular function (GO): catalytic activity; 4 iron, 4 sulfur cluster binding; coproporphyrinogen oxidase activity
Source: RefSeq, a predicted model, not a curated record
GGGAGAGGCAAUACGAGGUCACGCAGCCCCUCUGACUUCCGCCGGGGCGGCCCACGCGGUCCAGCACGGGGCACACCCUUGCUGGGCGCGCUGUCGAGGUCUCGCAUCCCUACUGUCUGCCGCCUUGCACGUCAUGGUUCCCUCCGGGGUCCGGACCGGUAGAUGGGUAGCAGCGGCCAGGGCGGCCCAGAGGCGCCCCCGCGUGGAUAGCCUGGGACAGCCUCCGAGUCCUGAGUCCGCGAGAACGCGCGCGGCGCUUUACGUGCACUGGCCUUAUUGCGAGAAACGCUGCAGCUACUGCAACUUCAAUAAGUACAUCCCCCGCGGCGUGGACGAGGGGGCUGUGCGGAAUUGCCUGGUGACUGAGGCAAGGACGCUGCUGCGGCUCAGCGGGGUGCAGAGGGUGGAGUCUGUGUUCUUUGGUGGGGGAACCCCGAGUCUGGCCAGUCCCCACACUGUAGCUGCUAUCCUGGAGGCCGUGGCACAGGAAGUCUACCUGCCUGCAGAUUCGGAAGUCACGUUGGAGGCCAACCCCACUUCAGCCCCAGGUCCCAGGCUGGCAGCUUUUGGAGCAGCAGGAGUGAACAGGUUGUCCAUUGGUUUACAGUCCCUGGAUGACGCGGAACUGCAGCUGCUGGGCCGGACUCACUCAGCCCGAGAAGCUUUGCAGACCCUGACGGAGGCCAGGCACCUUUUCCCUGGCAGAGUGUCGGUGGAUUUGAUGCUGGGGUUACCGGCACAAAAGGUGCAGCAGGGUACCCUCCCGGCCCCCGACCCGGACUUGGCUGCUGAGAUGUACCAGGAGGGCAGGACAGUCCUUCGUGAUGCUGGCUUUCGCCAGUAUGAGGUCUCCAACUUUGCACGGAAUGGAGCGCUCAGUAAUCACAACUGGACGUACUGGCAGUGCGGUCAGUACCUUGGCAUUGGGCCUGGAGCCCAUGGACAAUUUGUGCCUCAGGGAGCUGGAGGCCAUACCCGGGAAGCACGGAUCCAGACACUGGAGCCUGACAACUGGAUGAAAGAGGUGAUGCUCUUUGGUCAUGGCACCCGGAAGUGCGUCCCCCUGAGCGAGCUGGAGCUGCUGGAGGAGGUUUUGGCUAUGGGGCUGCGCACUGAUGUGGGGGUCACUCACCAGCAUUGGCGGCAGUUUGAGCCCCAGCUGACCCUGUGGGACGUGUUUGGAGCAAGCAGGGAGGUGAAGGAGCUGCUCGAACAGGGUUUGUUGCUGCUGGACCACAGGGGUCUCCGGUGUUCCUGGGAGGGUCUAGCUGUGUUGGACUCCUUGUUAUUGACCCUCCUGCCUCAACUCCAAGAGGCCUGGCAGCACAGGACUCCCUCACCUGAGUCAGGAGGAUGACCAGACAUUCCUGUAUCAAGGGACAACACCAGUGGACUCGGAGGGCUGGACCAGCAUGGUGGCAUCAGCCUGUAGGUGCCGUCUCUGCUUUGAGGUGUUACUGCUUGCUUCUGUCACGCCAUGGGGAUAGAUUCGGUCAGUUGGGUGGAAGGCUAUCUGUUCUGGGUACCGGUAUUCCUCACGGCAUCCCAGGAGUCACGGACUGUGUGUUCCCUGACUAGGAUGUACUUACCACCACCCCCACUGGCUUUUGUCGGCUUUUUUGGACACCAAAUAACAGAAAAUCUUUCUACAGGGGAUUGUACCUAUCCCCCAUUCUAGAGCAAAGCCCUGAGUUAGCUUCUAUGAUUCAGUAGAACUAAAUCCCCUCCAGAUCUCUUAAACAAGAGGAAACAUAGGAACAAGAUGUUUACAGAACCAUUUGAGGGACUGGAGAGAUAGCUCAGUGGUGAGAACACUGUUUGCUCUUCAGCAGAACCAGGGUUCAAUUUCCAGCAGCCAUGUGGCAGCUCACAGCCAUCUGUAACUCCCAUUCCAGAGGAUCUGGUGCCCUCUUUUGACCUCUGUGUGUAACAGACACAUAUGUGGUGCAUGGCUAUUCAUCCAGGCAAACACACAUACAAUAAAAAAUAAAUUAAAGAAAGAUUCUUAUUCAAGGCCAUUUGUUGCACAGAAAUGUAUCCUAUACUCUGGGUAUGCCUCAUGGUUUCCUAAGGGUUGGAUUCAGGCUCAAAGUCUUAAAAUUAUUUUAAUUUUUAUUAUUUAUUUGGUUUUUCAAGACAGGGUUUCUCUGUGUGACCUUGGCUGUCCUGGAACUCACUCUGUAGACUGGGCUGGUCUAGAACUCACAGAGAUCUGCCUGCCUUUGCCUUCCCAGUGCAGGGAUUAAAGGCUUGUACCAACACUACCCAGCUUUUAAUUUUUAAAAGUGUGUGUGUGUGUGUGUGUGUGUGUGUGUGUGUGUGUGUGUGUGUGUUGGGACAUGCAUGCAUGGAGGCCAGAGGAGAGUGUUGGAUCCUCUGGAGAUGGAGUUAGAGGAAUUCGAGCCAUCUUAUCUAAGCACCACACUCUGGUCCUCUGGAAGAGCAGGGAGCACUCUCAACUGCUAAGCUAUUUCUCCAGCUCCUAUUAUUUUAUUUCUGAGACAGUGCCGUUUGUGCCCGAGACUGCACACUCACUCUGUAGCUGAAGAUAAUGCUUAGCCUGUGAUCCCUCUGCUGCCGUCCCCCAAGUUCUCCCCAAGUGCUGAGGUCAGACGCAUGCACCACACCCAUUUUUCUGUGGCUCUGGACUUCAUGUUCUGAGGCAAACAUCACCAACUACAUCUCCAGACCUAUUAGGUUCAGUAAUUUUUUAAAAUUUAGCUGUAUCUAUUUUACUAUAUAAGUUUAAGUAUUUUGUGUGCAUCCUUGGUUGUACACAGCGUGUGUGUGCCUGAUGGAUCGCCUGGAACUGCAGUUGUAGAUGUUUGUGAGCCAUGAUGUAGGUGCUGGGUAUUGAACGUGGGUCCUCUGCCAGAUCAAACAAGCGCUCUUAACUGUUGAGCCAUCUCCAGCCCCAAGGGUUCAAUACUGCACAGCUGCAUUUCUACACAGCUGUAUUUCUGCACAGCUGGAUUUCUGCACAGCUGUGCUUCUGCACAGCUGCAUCUUUUCUUUGAAAUUAAGGAGCUCAUCACCUGUGGCAUGAUAACUCGAGACCCAAUGUCCCAUCACCUGAUAAUCAUUUGACCAGUGAUUUAAGCACUUACUAGUGAUUCUUUGCCAAAUCACUUUUUAAAUUUACAUAUGUAUUUAAAGACUUAUAUAUAAAGUUGCUCUCUCUGCAUGUACACCUGCAUGCUGGAAGAGGGCAUCAGAUCACCCUAUAGAUAGAUGUCAUGAGCCAUCAUGUGGGUGCUGGGAAUUGAACUUUGGACUUCUAGAGGAGUAGACAGUGUUCUUGACCACUAAGCCAUCUAUCUCUCCAGCCUCAAACUUAUGUAUUUUAUGCAUAUGAGUACCUUCUUGUAUGUAUGCCUGCAUGACAAAAGAAGACGAAAUCAGAUUAUAAAUGGUUGUGAGCUGCCGUGAGGUUGCUGGGAAUUGAACUUAGGACCUAUAGAAGAGCAGUCAGUGCUCUUAACUGCUGAUCCAUCUCUCCGGCACAGCCAAAUCAUUUCUUAAAUUGAGGAUUUCAAAGUAUUGGUUUCUGAUUCGAUUAUUUCUUCCAAGUCAAUUACUUUCCAUUUCCCUAAUAAAAAAGAACUUUCCUCUGUUAUUGUUACAAUGCUAAGAAUCGGACCUAUGGCCUUGCUCAAGCCAGACAACCUCCUAUGAUAACAAUCACAAACCUGUAAACCCCUAAUCCUGUAACAGCACAUCCCACCCCAUAGUCCUUAGGCUGUCAGACUCCUGGACAUGGGAGGGCGGCUGUAAUGAAUACAUCUCGACUAGCCGUGCCCCUGCUCUUCAAAGUGACAUAUUUCUUCCCGAUAAUGCAAGACCUUCCUUCUCCUCUCCUGCUCCUGUAGGGGACUCACAGACCUAUAGGAAGGGACCCCCGCUCUACCUUGGGGAACUUGAAAUCUCCUCAGAUCCCCAGUCAUGUUCUCUAUGUGUCUGUGGCACUGAGGGCUGAACGCUCAUCAGAGUCCACACUGAGCUGCUGCACGCUUGUGUGUCUGUAGCAUUGACAUUUCUUUUAAUAAAUCCCUUUCCCCAAAAAGACAAA